Molecule: messenger RNA, 3015 nt
Organism: Pseudo-nitzschia multistriata
Lineage: Eukaryota; Bacillariophyta; Bacillariophyceae; Bacillariales; Bacillariaceae
Source: the annotation of a GenBank genome assembly
AGCCACGCCACGCCACGGAACCCAGCCAACGGAACCCAGCCAAUCGCACCGCACCACACCGCACCGAGCCAUGCCGGUCGGGAAGGAGGGCCGGGGAAGAAAGCGCGACCGCCGCUCGCCGCAGAGGGACCRCGAUGCGGGGGACGGGAGGGGCCGCUCGCCUUCCCCCCACCGYGUCCUUCGCCGCCGGAGGGACCRGGCGACCCCCCCGUCGUCCCCGUCCACCGCGGACCGGAGGCGAGACCGGGAACGCCGGCGGCGAAGGACCCGGUCUGCCAACCGCCGAAGAAACGGCGGCGACGGGCAUCGCCGCCGCCAUCCGAGGCACGGCCACAAAAGCGACAACAGCGACGACGACGACGACGACGACGAUGCAAGGGGCCACCGCCGGCACGACCGCGAGCGCCGAACGCACCACCACCACGGUGGUCGCCGAAGGGACAGGGGUCCGUACCGGAGGCACCACAGCAGCCGCAGCGGGAACCGAGAACGAGAACGAGAACGAGAACGGGAACGAGAACGAGAACGGGAACGGGAACGGGAACGGGAACGAGAACGAGAACGAAAACGAGAGCGAGAGCGAGAGACACCGCGGCAGAGAUCCCCGUCCCCCAGCGAGCCGUUUCGUUCCCCGUCUUGCCACAGCGACGUUCCUCCGGGCCGGAGGCGGUCUUCCCACCGGCCGCGGGGGAGAAGCCGCCGCGGCUCGCGCCGGCGCAGCGGCGGCGACGAUGCCUCCCACCACCACGGGACGGCUCGGRGCGAACGGGAGGGCCACGGCUCCGGGGGGGUUCCACCACGCGUGUACCACCGGCAUCCCUCCGGGGACGGCACCGCCGGGGAGGGCCGGGCCGUGCGGCACGCCGGUGUCGUGAGCGACGACGAGGACGGGUGCCACCCCCACGCAAGGGACRCCCCGGCGAGGGACGGUGCUGCCCYGGGCACCCACCACGCCGCUGCUUCCAAACACCACCACAAGAAACACGACGACACCACCGGCCACUUCGAGGGCCGGGACGGGUGCGUCGUUGCCGAUCGGUACCGCAUCCUGAGGGAGGUCGGUGUCGGAACCUUCGGACGGGUGGUGGAGUGCCUCGACACGAAGCGCCGGAGGGGAACCAGGCGGGGMCGGGGGGACGGCGACCGGGGCUGCCGCCCGCGGCAGCACUGCGGGGGCGGCUACUCCUGCAACAGCGAUCGCGAUCGCGACGAAAGCCCGGGCACCAUCGUGGCCAUCAAGAUCGUUCGGAACAUCCAGCGGUACUACGACUCGGCGAAGAUCGAGGCGGACAUCGUCGAGGACGUCAACCGGAAGGGGAAGCGGGGGGUCACGCACUGCGCCGUCCUGUACGACACCUUUUCCUUCCGGGGGCACUACUGCAUGGUCUUUGAGUCCCUCGGGCCGUCCCUCUACGACUUUCUGAAGGGCCAAAACUACCACCCCUUUCCCAUCCACUGCGUCUUUGACUUUGCGAGGCAGCUCCUGGAGACGCUCGAGUUCCUGCACUCGUUUCGGUUGAUCCACACCGAUCUAAAGGUGGGUGCGGUGCACGGCCAGCGCAGCGCAGCGUUGGUGUUGCGGUUGCGGUUGUUCCUUGUUGCUUGUGUUUGUCCUUGCUUCGUUCGGGCGAUGGUGAUUUCCCAAUGGUGUUGUGCAUCGAUGGGAUGCGACGCUAUGGAUGUUGCACUUGCUUGUUCACCGGUUUGUUCUUGACUCGACACGGCAUUUUAACUGACCGACAAACCUUGCACGUAUUCUCUCUCUCUUUUCUACUCAAACUUUGCUCACCAAAGCCGGAAAACAUUUUGUUGGUCGACGGAAGAACCAUCUCCCAGAGGGGAGGGCACAGCAUUCCCCAGAGCACCCGGAUCAAGGUCAUCGACUUUGGAGGAGCCACCUACGACGACGAGAAGAAGGGUUCCAUCGUCAACACCCGCCAGUACCGGGCCCCCGAGGUCAUUCUGGGSGUCGGCUGGAGCAUGCCGUCGGACCUGUGGUCCAUCGGCUGCAUCCUGGCCGAGCUCUACCAGGGCGAGCUCCUCUUUGCCACRCACGACAACACCGAGCACCUGGCACUCAUCGAGAAGGUCGUCGGGCCCUUCCCGMGGGCGAUGCUGAAAAAGGCCACCCAGAGGGAGGUCGUCGGGGAGGCCUUUGGCGCGAACGGGGCGCACAAGAUGGAGCGCGUCCUCCCGGCGGACCAGCUGUCGUACGUGAACAAGACACCCCCCCUSGAAUCGAUCGUCGCCACCCACUACGAGGAGGACGCCUGGCUCCCGAGGCUCCUGCGCCGCAUCCUGGUCAUCGAUCCGAACGAGCGGUCUACGGCGCGGGAAUGCCUGCGGGAUUUCCGGAUCUAGAUCGGGUCGACCGGGCACGGGAGAGCAAUCCACCUCCCUGUCAAAUGCCGCGAUCCUCGUGGGUUCUGGGUGGGAUGUCGGGAACGAAGAACAUGCGAGAAAAAUGUCAAGACAUUGAUCGGCUCCUAGAAACUCUGCUGAAUCAAAAUCUCCUUUGGUAUUUGGGGCCAGCAAAAGCAUCACUCAUAGGUUGCAGAAAAAGAAACAUGGUUUUCAACUUUGUCACAGAAUCAAAAAGCUCGAUCGCUGGAUUGAAAUGACGCAGUGUAAUUUUUGAUACUGCUAUCGUGGCAAAGAAUUUGAUCAAGAACAUUCCUAUUUUUUCCUUGAUGGGGCAUUCCGAAGCUACCUCUCACAUGGUGUUUGAUAUCGAGCUUGAAACACAAAUGUGGAAAUAAAAGAGAUCAUUUGGAAAUACUGUAGCRAACCAGAAGAGUUUUGAAAUAAUUUUCAAAACUAAUGGGCUGAAGAGGAAAGUAUCCAUCUCAAAUACUACCACAUCCCCUAAACCACAAAUUCCUAUUCCACGUACUUUAAAAACUUCAUGGAAUAGCUUCCCAGUCUUGUCAUYACUAGUGCAGUGUUUCCAUUACAGUGGUGGUCUGUCAUUCUAAACUAUAGGUUCACAGUGAUUUAUCAGAUAUCAMACAACAG